AUGAUCGUGCGAAAACCCUCGUCCCACUUCACCAACUCUUCCACCUCAUCCACCAAUUCCUCCCUCAAGACCCCCUCCGCGUUCGCCGAGGAGUGGGACGCCGACGACGAGGACGCCAUGUCCGCUGCGGACGACUACGUCCCAUCGCGGCCGCUUACCGUCGCGAUCCCCAACGUCGGUGCACAUGGACCCUACUGCCCGCGAAGACCGAAUCUGCGCGAGAUCCUCGCCAACACCUCCCCUCCCCCGUGGACCUUGGCUGCAUUCAUGGCGUACCUCUCCAACAACCACUGUCUGGAGACACUGGAAUUCACAAUGGACGCGGGGAGGUACAAGAAACACUACGCGAAGAUGAUGUCGAGAGCGGGAGACGGAGGAGUACCUCCUGCGAAGGAUCGAGAGUACGUGCAGGCGCUGUGGCAGCGUCUGGUGGAGGCAUACAUACAACCCAAUGGCUCGCGAGAGGUCAACUUGCCGUCGGACGUGCGGGAUCCCAUCUUGAGCCUCCGAGCGUCGACGAUGCCUCCUGCUCCGGACAAUCUGGACCCGGCCGUCGCAAAGAUCUACGAGCUCAUGGAGGAGUCAGUACUGGUGCCAUUCCUGAACAGCGUGUACCCCCAGUCAGCGCGUGCCACUGUACAAUCAUGUCCAUACGAGACGUCGGAUGACAGCGUAUCGAUAAUGAGCCGGGCGAACGAGGAUCGGAACAGCAGAUACUCACGGCGGUCACGGUAUACACGAAGCUCGCCUCCUCCGCAAACCGCGGUGGAGCCGCACGCGAACACCUACUCGGCGCCAUCGCACUAUCGCCAAUCGGCGCCGCCUGUCUCGGCGUCAGCCUCGCCGCAGCGGUCACGCUUCAAUGUCAAGCUCACGGCCACCACGUCUUCGCCUGCCGCUAUCGCGGUUCCCUCCGGGACAGGGUCUGACGGGUCAGGCGGACAGGGGUUGACCGAAGAUUCCGGAAGCACCUCUUCGCCCACCAACGAGAGUCCCAUGACACCACCGCCCACCAGUCCCGGCAGCAGCGAGGCACAGUCGCCCAAGAGAGAUUCGGGGAUGUGGAAGAAGAUCUCGAGAUUGUCGGGCAUGAAGGUGGGGAGGAAGAAAAGCCACAGCGGACUCAAGGAGGAAGAAUCGCGGUCCACCAAGUCGUCGUUCUCCACUACCCAGCGGUCGGUGUGA
Messenger RNA from Lecanosticta acicola, 1185 nucleotides. Lineage: Eukaryota; Fungi; Ascomycota; Dothideomycetes; Mycosphaerellales; Mycosphaerellaceae. The record is from the annotation of a GenBank genome assembly.